Sciurus carolinensis (gray squirrel) is the source of this 945-nucleotide messenger RNA. It is a transcript of the gene Syce1, whose product is annotated as synaptonemal complex central element protein 1. The coding region runs from base 1 to 945 and encodes 314 amino acids. Gene Ontology annotation, cellular component: synaptonemal complex. The transcript is spliced from 13 exons. Lineage: Eukaryota; Metazoa; Chordata; Mammalia; Rodentia; Sciuridae. Gene Ontology annotation, biological process: synaptonemal complex assembly. The record is from RefSeq and is a predicted model, not a curated record.
AUGGCGGCCAGGCCACGACCCGCAACUGCGGAGCCCGAGGGAGCCGCGGACCCGGCCCAGGGAGCUGAGGGAGCCGGAGGGCAGGACGUGUCUACACAAAAAAUUGAAGGCUUGAUGGAAAUGGUGAAAAAACUGCAGAAAGCGGGAAGUCUAGAGCCCCAGAUUGAGGUCCUGAUUAACCGAAUUAAUGAGGUUCAGCAAGCAAAAAAGAAAGCCAGUGAGGAACUGGGAGAGGCCCGAACUGUCUGGGAUGCCCUACAGAAGGAACUUGACUCCCUGCAUGAAGAAAAAGUACAACUGAAGGAGAUUUUGAGCAAAAAGCAAGAAUCCCUGAGGAUCUUUCGCUUACACUGCCAGGAGAAGGAAGGUGAGGCACAGAGGAAGCACACACUGUUGCAGGAGUGCAAGGAGAGAAUUUCUACCCUGAACUCCCAGAUUGAGGAAGAGAAAAACAAACAAAGACAGCUGAGGUUGGAUUUCGAGGAACAGCUAGAAGAUCUGAUGGGCCAGCACAAGGACCUCUGGGAAUUUCACAGACCAGAGCAGCUUGCAAGGGAGAUCUGUGCCCUGGACAGCAGCAAGGAGCAGCUGCUCAAGGAAGAGAAGCUGGUUGAGGUGAAGCUGGAGGAUGUAAAGCAUCGACUGUGCUCCCUCUGCAGGCCUGAGGGGCCCUCCACCCUCAAUGAGGGGCUCUUCCUCCGCAGCCAGGAGGCAGCAGCAGCAGUGCAGCUAUUCACAGAAGAGAACCAGAAGGCUGAGGAGCUCCUGGAGGCUGCAGCCCAGCACCACCAGCAGCUGCAGCAGAGGUGCCAGCAGCUGCAGCAGAAGCGGCAGAGGCUGAAGGAAGAGCUGGAAAAGUAUGGGUUGCAAGUACCUACUCAGACCCAGAGUGUGCAAGAGGAAGGAGCUGACCCACAAAAGCCCCAAGACCCUAGAAGUCCAUGA